Molecule: messenger RNA, 6389 nt
Organism: Alosa alosa (allis shad)
Lineage: Eukaryota; Metazoa; Chordata; Actinopteri; Clupeiformes; Clupeidae
Exons: 1
Coding region: 206-6211 (2001 amino acids)
Biological process (GO): lipid metabolic process
Molecular function (GO): phosphoric diester hydrolase activity
Source: RefSeq, a predicted model, not a curated record
GCUGGAUAAGCUCUUAGACACAUACAAUCCAGUUUGUUUGGGGAUUGUUGCAGUGGACUUUCCUGGGCCUGAACUCAUCAAAGCCCUCAUUGAUCUUAAUUGCAAAAAUACAGGAAUAGCUGAAAGUGAUGAGGCAGAAUAUACUGAGCAAGAUACUCAAACAGAAGAAGAACAAGAAAAAGAAGAGGGUACGGCAGUAACAUCUAUGAAUGAAGUGGAAGAAUAUGAUAAACCUGAUAAAGAUAAACAACCAGACACUGAAGACGAAGAACCAUCUGAUGACGGUAAAGAACAGGAGGCUGAUGAAAAACAGGAACCAGAUGAGAAAGAACCAGACCCUGGAGAAGGACAUCAACCAAAUGAGAAUAAAGAAGAGAAUGAAGGAGGACAACAACCAGAUGAGAAAAAAGAUCCAGACACUGAAGGACAACAACCAGAUGACAAUAAAGAACUGGAUUCUGAAGAAGGACAAGAACCAGAGGAGAAUAAAGAACCAGACUCUGAAGAAGGAAAAGAACCAGAUGAGAAUAAAGAACCAGACGGUGAAGCACAAGAUACAGAUGAGAAUAAAGAACCGGACACAGAAGAACGACAAGAACCAGAUGAGAAUAAAGAACUGGACUCUGAAGAAGGACAAGAGCCAGAGGAGAAUAAAGAACCAGACAGUGAAGCACAACAACCAGAUGAGAAUAAAGAACCAGACGGUGAAGAAGGACAUGAACAAGUUGAGAAUAAAGAACCAGAUGGUGAAGCACAAGAUACAGAUGAGAAUAAAGAACCGGACACAGAAGAACGACAAGAACCAGAUGAGAAUAAAGAACUGGACUCUGAAGAAGGACAAGAGCCAGAGGAGAAUAAAGAACCAGACUCUGAAGAAGGACAAGAACAAGAUGAGAAUGAAGAACCGGAUGCUGAAGAAGGACAACAACCAGAUGACAAUAAAGAACCGGACUCUGAAGGACAAGAACCAGUUAAGAAUAAAGAACUGGACUCUGAAGAAGGACAAGAGCAAGAUGAGAAUAAAGAACCAGACGGUGAAGCACAAGAAAAAGAUGAGAAUAAAGAACCAGAUGCUGAAGAAGGACAAGAACCAGAUGAGAAUAAAGAACCGGACUCUGAAGAAGGACAUGAACAAGUUGAGAAUAAAGAACCAGAUGCUGAAGAAGGACAAGAACAAGAUGAGAAUAAAGAACCAGACUCUGAAGAAGGACAAGAACCAAAUGAGAAUAAAGAACCAGACACAGAAGAAGGACAAGAACCAGAUGAGAAUAAAGAACCAGACUCUAAAGAAGGACAAGAACCAGUUGAGAAUAAAGAACCGGACACAGAAGUAGAAGGAACAGAUGAGAAUAAAGAACCAGACGGUGAAGCACAAGAAACAGAUGAGAAUAAAGAACCGAAUGCUGAAGAAGGACAAGAACCAGAUGAGAAUAAAGAACCGGACUCUGAAGAAGGACAAGAACCAGUUGAGAAUAAAGAACCAGACAGUGAAGCACAAGAAACAGAUGAGAAUAAAGAACCAGACGGUGAAGAAGGACAAGAACCAGAUGAGAAUAAAGAACUGGACUCUGAAGAAGGACAAGAACCGGUUGAGAAUAAAGAACCGGACGGUGAAACACGAGAACCAGAUGAGAAUAAAGAACCGGAACCUGGAGUAGGACAAGAACCAGAUGAGAAUAUAGAACUGGACUCUGAAGAAGGACAAGACCAAGAUGCGAAUAAAGAACCAGACAGUGAAGCACAAGAAACAGAUGAGAAUAAAGAACCGAAUGCUGAAGAAGGACAACAACCAGAUGAGAAUAAAGAACCGGACACUGAAGAAGGACAAGAACCAGAUGAGAAUAAAGAACCGGACACUGAAGAAGGACAAGAACCAGAUGAGAAUAAAGAACUGGACUCUGAAGAAGGACAAGAACCAGUUGAAAAUAAAGAACCGGACGGAGAAGCACAAGAAACAGAUGAGAAUAUAGAACUGGACUCUGAAGAAGGACAAGAACCAGUUGAAAAUAAAGAACCGGACGGAGAAGCACAAGAAACAGAUGAGAAUAUAGAACCGAAUGCUGAAGAAGGACAACAACCAGAUGAGAAUAAAGAACCGGACACUGAAGAAGGACAAGAACCAGAUGAGAAUAAAGAACCGGACACUGAAGAAGGACAAGAACCAGAUGAGAAUAAAGAACUGGACUCUGAAGAAGGACAAGAACCAGUUGAAAAUAAAGAACCGGACGGAGAAGCACAAGAACCAGAUGAGAAUAAAGAACCGGACUCUGAAGAAGGACAAGAACCAGAUGAGAAUAAAGCACCGGACGGAGAAGCACAAGAAACAGAUGAUAAUAAAGAACUGGACACUGAAGAAGGACAACAACCAGAUGAGAAUAUAGAACCGGACUCUGAAGAAGGACAAGAACCAGAUGAGAAUAAAGAACCAGACACAGAAGAAGGACAAGAACCAGAUGAGAAUAAAGAGCCAGACUCUAAAGAAGGACAAGAACCAGUUGAGAAUAAAGAACCGGACACAGAAGUAGAAGGAACAGAUGAGAAUAAAGAACUGGACUCUGAAGAAAGACAAGAACCAGAGGAGAAUAAAGAACCAGGCUCUGAAGAAGGACAAGAACAAAAUGAGAAUAAAGAACCGGAUGCUGAAGAAGAACAAGAACCAGAUGAGAAUAAAGAACCAGACUCUGAAGAAGGACAAGAACCAGUUGAGAAUAAAGAACCGGACGGUGAAACACAAGAACCAGAUGAGAAUAAAGAACCGGAACCUGGAGUAGGACAACAACCAGAUGAGAAUAUAGAACCAGACUCUGAAGAAGGACAAGAACCAGAUGAGAAUAAAGAACCGGACACUGAAGAAGGACAACAACCAGUUGAGAAUAAAGAACCGGACGGAGAAGCACAAGAAACAGAUGAGAAUAUAGAACCGGAUGCUGAAGAAGAACAAGAACCAGAUGAGAAUAAAGAACCGGACUCUAAAGAAGGACAAGAACCAGAUGAGAAUAAAGAACCGGACAGAGAAGCACAAGAAACAGAUGAUAAUAAAGAACCGGACACUGAAGAAGGACAACAACCAGAUGAGAAUAUAGAACCGGACUCUGAAGAAGGACAAGAACCAGAUGAGAAUAAAGAACCAGACACAGAAGAAGGACAAGAACCAGAUGAGAAUAAAGAACCAGACUCUAAAGAAGGACAAGAACCAGUUGAGAAUAAAGAACCGGACACAGAAGUAGAAGGAACAGAUGAGAAUAAAGAACCGGACUCUGAAAAAGGACAAGAACAAGAUGAGAAUAAAGAACUGGAUGCUGAAGAAGGACAAGAACCAGAUGAGAAUAAAGAACUGGAUGGUAAAGCACAAGAAACAGAUGAGAAUAAAGAACUGGACUCUGAAGAAAGACAAGAACCAGAGGAGAAUAAAGAACCAGGCUCUGAAGAAGGACAAGAACAAAAUGAGAAUAAAGAACCGGAUGCUGAAGAAGAACAAGAACCAGAUGAGAAUAAAGAACCAGACUCUGAAGAAGGACAAGAACCAGAUGAGAAUAAAGAACCGGACGGAGAAGCACAAGAAACAGAUGAUAAUAAAGAACCGGACACUGAAGAAGGACAACAACCAGAUGAGAAUAAAGAACCAGACACAGAAGAAGGACAAGAACCAGUUGAGAAUAAAGAACCGGACACAGAAGUAGAAGGAACAGAUGAGAAUAAAGAACCGGACGCUGAAGAAGGACAACAACCAGAUGAGAAUAUAGAACCGGAACCUGGAGUAGGACAAGAACCAGAUGAGAAUAAAGAACUGGACUCUGAAGAAGAACAAGACCAAGAUGCGAAUAAAGAACCAGACAGUGAAGCACAAAAAACAGAUGAGAAUAAAGAACCAGACGAUGAAGCACAAGAAACAGGUGAGAAUAAAGAACCAAAUGCUGAAGAAGGACAAGAACCAGAUGAGAAUAUAGAACCGGACUCUGAAAAAGGACAAGAACCAGAUGAGAAUAAAGAACCGGACACUGAAGAAGGACAAGAACAAGAACCAGAUGAGAAUAAAGAACUGGACUCUGAAGAAGGACACGAACCAGUUGAGAAUAAAGAACCGGACACAGAAGUAGAAGGAACAGAUGAGAAUAAAGAACCGGACUCUGAAAAAGGACAAGAACAAGAUGAGAAUAAAGAACCGGAUGCUGAAGAAGGACAAGAACCAGAUGAGAAUAAAGAACUGGAUGGUAAAGCACAAGAAACAGAUGAGAAUAAAGAACUGGACUCUGAAGAAAGACAAGAACCAGAGGAGAAUAAAGAACCAGGCUCUGAAGAAGGACAAGAACAAAAUGAGAAUAAAGAACCGGAUGCUGAAGAAGAACAAGAACCAGAUGAGAAUAAAGAACCAGACUCUGAAGAAGGACAAGAACCAGAUGAGAAUAAAGAACCGGACGGAGAAGCACAAGAAACAGAUGAUAAUAAAGAACCGGACACUGAAGAAGGACAACAACCAGAUGAGAAUAAAGAACCAGACUCUGAAGAAGGACAAGACAAAGAAGAGAAUAAAGAACCAGACGGUGAAGCACAAGAAACAGAUGAGAAUAAAGAACCAGACGCUGAAGAAGGACAACAACCAGAUGAGAAUAUAGAACCGGAACCUGGAGUAGGACAAGAACCAGAUGAGAAUAAAGAACUGGACUCUGAAGAAGAACAAGACCAAGAUGCGAAUAAAGAACCAGACAGUGAAGCACAAAAAACAGAUGAGAAUAAAGAACCAGACGAUGAAGCACAAGAAACAGGUGAGAAUAAAGAACCAAAUGCUGAAGAAGGACAAGAACCAGAUGAGAAUAUAGAACCGGACUCUGAAAAAGGACAAGAACCAGAUGAGAAUAAAGAACCGGACACUGAAGAAGGACAAGAACAAGAACCAGAUGAGAAUAAAGAACCAGACUCUGAAGAAGGACACGAACCAGUUGAGAAUAAAGAAGCGGACAGAGAAGCACAAGAAACAGAUGAGAAUAAAGAACCGGACACUGAAGAAGGACAAGAACCAGAUGAGAAUAAAGAACCGGACUUUGAAGAAGGACAAGAACCAGAUGAGAAUAAAGAACCAGAUGGUGAAGCACAAGAAACAGAUGAGAAUAAAGAACUGGACACUGAAGAAGGACAACAACCCCAUGAAGAACCAGAGACCGAAGAAGGACAAACAGAAGAGGGAAAAGAGCUAGAGAGUGAAGGCCAACAACUAGAUGAGAGAAAAGAACAAGACGACGAAGGACAACAACCCGAUGAGAAUAACGAACCAGAAACUGAAGAGGGACAACAGCCAGAUGAGAGAAAAGAACAUGGGGUUGAAGAAGGACAACAACUAGAUGAGAAUAAAGAACCAAAGCCUGAAGAAGGACAAGGAGACCAAAAUAAUAAUGAAAAUCCUGAAAAAGUGAUAGCACCAACACUGAAUCCUAUAAACUGGAUGGCAUCCUUAGCUGAUGACAAGAGGCUCUACUCCAUUACAAUCCCAGGCACACAUGAAAGUCUCACUUAUGAUGGGCUACUCCUUUACAGGUGCCAGGAACUUGAUUUACAAACUCAGCUUAGUGCUGGUGUGAGAUUCUUUGAUAUGGAGUUGAAGACAGGGAUUAUUGAUAAAACCACCCUUUAUGUCAAGAUCGGAAAUAUCUUCAAAUAUGUCAAGUUCAUAGAUGUUCUGAAUACUUUUAAAGUAUUUUUAAGUUAUCAGAAGUUAGAAACCUUGCUUUUACGACUUACUCCUGACACAAAUGCUGUUCACCUAGUAAACAACCUGUUUAGUGAAGACAUAAAUGUGUGGAAGGAACCAAACAUACCUUCAGUUUCUCAGGUAAGGGGCAAGAUAGUCUUGCUUCAAAGCUCAACCUUUCAUCUAGGGAUUGCCAGUGGCGUCACAUUUAGUUUUCAUAAUGGAAAACCAAAGGAAGAACAACUACCAGAAAACCUCAGCCAAGCUGGAAAGUAUUGUGUUGGUAACUUGGUUAUCACAGAUACCAGCUCUACAAAUAUAUUUGAUAUGCCGGAAAAAGUAGCAAAGAAAUUCAACACAGUGAUAGAUCACCAUCUAGAGAUGCUUUUACAUGACUCAAAUAGUCCAUCUUGUCUUGGAGUGAUUGCUAUGGAUUUUCCAGAUCAACAGAUCAUCAAGAAAAUUAUUGCUUUUAAUUUAAAAGGAGCAACAAAGUCAUCAUCAAAAAAUGAAAAGACAGAUGUAUAAGGAGGUGCACAGAUGCACAAGGACAGGCAUGAUUUCUGAAAAGGUGCAAUAGUUCUAAUAUUCCAACCUUAAUGACACCAAGAACAUCCCACCAAGACCACCCACUGAAAGUGUUAUCAUCCACCCUGAAUGGUUGAAUGACACCCAAGGUCAGGCACAAUGCAAAAUAAUUAUUAAG